AUGGACACGCGAAGAGCAGGCUUGCUGCUUAUUUUACUAUGUGGAUCCAGCUUGGUGGUUUGGAAUCUUCGAACUAUCGACUCAUCGGUUGGCCAGGACCAUUUCGGCCAGUUGGCUUCCAGGUCCAAAGAUGGCUUCGACAAGUUGGCACCAGGGCAGUCAAUGGCCUAUGAAAGCAUGAGCUCGGCCAUGAAAAAAAUGCUGGAACCUCUCACCGAUGUGGUGGUGCUCCGGACUUGGGCGGCACCAAACUGGCUUCACGUAGUCUCAGGGUCAGGCAAAGACCGUGCCACGCGAGAGCUACGCACACGAAAGCUUCGAGAGUGUCCUUUGACAUUGCUAAUGCAAUGGGUUCUUGACGAAGGAUGUGUUGAGCACCACUCCAUGGUCAUUGAUAUUGGCAUGAACCUCGGUUGGUUCACAGCUUUGGCUGCAGCCAAUGGUCUUCAGGUUGUGGCUUUUGAGCCUAGCCCUGCCAGAAUACAGUACAUGGCCAAGACGUUGGAACUGAAUGGCUGGACCUCAGUGCAACUCCGCCAAGGGGCUUUGGCCAAUGAAGUUGGACAACUCUUUGUUGACGAAGCGCGGUGGUGGGAGAAGAGGCGGGAUGUUUGGAGCCGGGAUGGAGGAUGA
Messenger RNA from Cladocopium goreaui, 633 nucleotides. The record is from the annotation of a GenBank genome assembly. NCBI's taxonomy places the organism in Eukaryota, Dinophyceae, Suessiales, Symbiodiniaceae.